AUGAUUAAACCACUUAAUUCUUCUCCUACUACUCCUUCAUCUCCUUGUGGGUUUUCAAGAAGAAAUACUCUUCCGAAUUCUGGAUUUCUUGACUAUUGUUUUCUCUGCAAACAGAAACUCUUGCCUGGCAAAGACAUUUACAUGUACAAAGGGGACAGAGCUUUUUGUAGUGUGGAGUGCAGGUGCAGGCAAAUAUUCAUGGAUGAAGAAGAAACUGUAAAGAAGAGUAGAAGAGACAACUGUUCAAUGGCUGCUAUAAAACCUCGAGUGCCCUCGUCGUCUUCAUCCUCAUCAUCAUCGUCGUCAUCUUCUUCUACUAAUCGAAGUGGCAAAGGGCCUAGAAAUGGAGCAAAUGCCUUUGCAUUCUGA
Messenger RNA from Fraxinus pennsylvanica, 369 nucleotides. The record is from the annotation of a GenBank genome assembly. Lineage: Eukaryota; Viridiplantae; Streptophyta; Magnoliopsida; Lamiales; Oleaceae.